Messenger RNA from Arachis ipaensis, 1140 nucleotides. Lineage: Eukaryota; Viridiplantae; Streptophyta; Magnoliopsida; Fabales; Fabaceae. The record is from RefSeq and is a predicted model, not a curated record.
AUAAUUUUCUUAUAUUUUUUUAAAUACUAUUUAAGUAAGUUUUUAAUAUCUAAUUUGCAUAUAAAAGAAUAAAUUUCUUGCCUUUAGAAUAUAUAUAGAAUUUUAAUGAAUAGAUUUUUUAAAAUCCCUAUUUGUAGUCCCUCUUAUUCAUGUCAAUCGAUAAGUCAUGCAUUGGAAAACCAUGAACCACGCAUGAGUAUAAAGAUGGUUUAAACAAGUUUUUAGAUUUUGCUUUUGAGCAUCGAUCUCUGGCGGGUCAUCAGAUUAAAUGCCCUUGUCCGGUGUGUGGUUUUGGCAAGUGGCAAACAAGAGAGAAAAUUUUUGAACAUUUAAUAGUCAAGCCAUUUCCAGAAAACUACAAAGUUUGGUAUUGGCAUGGUGAAGAGGUAGUUGGAGUUGGGUCACAAGUUCAUCAAACUAGUCAUAUUGUACAAGAUGAUUCGACAUCUCAGCAUCCAAUGGUAACAAUGCUCAAUGACGCGUUUGGAGUUGCUGGACCUGACUUGAAUGAAGAUGGAGAUGGAGAUGAAGACAACAUAGAAGAUGGAGAUGGAGACAAUGCAGCAAAUGAAGAGCACAAUGGAGAAAAUGUUGAAUUUUACAAGUUGUUAGAAGAUGGCAAUGAACAAUUAUAUGAAGGGUGCACAAAGUAUUCAAAACUGUCUUUUUUAGUUAGUCUGUAUCACAUAAAGUGCUUAUAUAGAAUAAGCGACAAAGCCAUGACCGAAAUCCUCAAGUUAUUAAAAGAUGCUUUUGGAAAUGCAAAGAUUUCAAAUACAUUUUAUGAGGCCAAUAAAACCAUAAAUAAACUAGGGCUUAAUUAUACCAAGAUACCUGCUUGCCCUAAUGACUGCUUACCUCGAAUAAUCCUUACCCUUUGUCAUUUAAAAAUGUUGUUCCCUCCUUCUUUCUUUACAAUCAUGGUUCAUUUAACCUGUCAUCUAGUUGAUGAAGCAAAACUCAGAGGACCAGUACACUAUAGGUGGAUGUAUCCUAUUGAGAGGUAUUUAGGUCAUUUGAAGUCCUAUGUACGAAAAAAGCUAAAUCAGAAGGUUCUAUAGCUGAGGGAUACGUGGCUGAAGAAGCUCUUACAUUUUGCUCUCGAUACUUAGAAGGGAUUGAGACAAGAUUUAAUAGGCC